AUGCUCUUCACUGGCACCGUCACCGAUUUUCGCCUCCCCGGCGAUACGACGCCGAUCACGGAGAUUUUCAUCAGCCCGCUUCACACAGGUAGCGAGCGCACGGGCUUUGUCUCGACACCCCCCUGGCGCUCCUUGUCCAAGUCAGCCGCUUUGGCCGCAGCCGCCAGCGAUGCCUUCAUCAUCGGUAUGCUGGAUCGAGCUCGGUACCGCUUUUGGCUCGAAUUCUUGAACCUGCGGAUGGGUGACUACAUCCUCUUUCAUGGGCGGCCGUCGCCCCUACUGACGCGCAUCAGUCAGUACAGAUGCUUGACGGAUAAGCCCUUCUUCUUGUACGGCCUCAUACCGAUUUGCUUGCAAACCUUUGGCCUGGCAACUUGCCUAUAA
Molecule: messenger RNA, 384 nt
Organism: Durusdinium trenchii
Lineage: Eukaryota; Dinophyceae; Suessiales; Symbiodiniaceae
Source: the annotation of a GenBank genome assembly